UAGUUGGAAUGAAAAAAUGUAUUUCCUUUGGUCUCUGCAUACUUAAAAUAUCUCUGUAUACGCAAAAUGACCGUUUGAAACGUCAGAAGUUAUUAAAAUGUCCAAACAAUGCCUGGAAAAAGUGGCACUUAUCACAGGAUCGCGGGAAGGUAUUGGAUACCAAACUGCGCUUCAACUUGCUUCUAAAAUGUGGACAAUUCUAAUCGCCGAUAAGUAUGAAUUAGAAGAUACCAAACAUGAAAUAAUUACAAGAACAGCAAAUUGUAAAAUAUUCACCUAUUAUCUAGAUCUCGGCUGCUUUUCAUCGGUCAGAACGUUUGCAAAUUCCAUCAAAAAAGAGCAUAAAAAAAUUGAUGUGCUGAUCAAUAACGCUGGAAUAUUCAAAGCUCUAGAAGAGACAACCGUAGAUAACUUGAAUCCUAUAUGGCAAAUCAACCAUCUUGGACCAUUUUUACUAACUGUUUUACUAGCAGAUUUAUUGAAAAGGGCAGCACCUAGCAGGGUUAUAUUUAUGGCCUCAUCAGGAGCGUUCUUUCACACUUUAGAUCGGAAUACAAUUCCGGAUUUAAGAAGUAGGGAUGCUUCAAAUAUACUGGAACCAGCACGCACUUAUUACAACUCGAAGCUUUACAACAUGAUAGUAUGCAAAGAGUUGUCUCAGAAAAUGGGCAAACACAACGUAACAUCCAACUGUUUGCAUCCUGGCAUGACAAACAGUGGAUUGUUGUUAAAUGGAUUCAAUUUGCAGUGUUUUAGACCAAUAGCUCAUAAAUUGGUUUCGUUGUUUACACAGGAUACUGAAAAGUCCGCCCAAAUGGUAUCAUUUCUAGCUACGUCACAGGUAGUAGCCCAAAUAACAGGGCAAUAUUUUGUCAACUACCAAGCAAGUCCGUAUCCAAAAAUUCUGGAGGAUGAACAAUUUUGCAAGCGUGUAUGGAAGCAAGCAGAGGAGCUAGUAAAUCUUACAACAGAGGAAAAUUUGUGGGAGGAUUGUUGAAAAAUUCAAAGCCCAUUUUAUUGGAAUAUAAUUAUAUUUUCGAACUA
This is a messenger RNA of Dendroctonus ponderosae (mountain pine beetle), 1044 nucleotides long. RefSeq names its product retinol dehydrogenase 13. The coding region runs from base 98 to 997 and encodes 299 amino acids. Lineage: Eukaryota; Metazoa; Arthropoda; Insecta; Coleoptera; Curculionidae. The transcript is spliced from 4 exons. The record is from RefSeq and is a predicted model, not a curated record.